AUGCCAUUACGUAAGCAAUCUGUAUAUAAGCAAAGAUAUAAAACUGAGUGGGAAAAGUCGCCAAACUACAAGCAAUGGCUGAAACCAGUAUCUGGCGAUGACACAAGAGCAAUGUGUACAUUUUGUAAAAAGGAAUUUCUUGCAAAAAUAAGUGAUAUUCAAAGACAUUAUGAAUCGGCAAAUCAUAAAAAACAAGCAAAACCUUUCCUUGACAAUAAACAAACAUUGAUUACGUCCGUGGUUCAAAAACCCGUCGAAAAAACUUGCUUGGAAGCUGAAGGAGCUCUUGCAAUGUACGUUGCCGAACACUCGUCUAUACAAGCAAUCGAUCACCUGACAGAGUUAUGUAAAAACAAAUUUUCUGAUUCUAAAGCUACUUCAGAAAUAAAAAUGCACCGCACGAAAUGCACCGCUGUGAUUCAAGAAGUUUUGGCACCUCAUUUUAAAAAAAAUCUCAGGACAGAUAUCAGCAAUAAUUCAUACAGUUUAAUUAUUGACGAAUCAACUGAUGUCUCUGUUAAUAAAUAUCUUGCUGUAGUGGUCAGGUAUUUUGAUCCAAUGAUUGGUAAAGUUAUCACUCGGUUUUGGAAUUUGAUUCAAUUAUUUGAUGAGAAAACCACCGAUCAUGUUGCAAAUGCCGAAAAACUUUUUAAUACUGUUAUAGGUUCAUUUCAAAAGUAUGAGAUUCCUACGGAAAACAUCAUAGGUUUCGGCUCUGAUGGAUGCAACACAAUGAUGGGAUGUAACAAUUCAGUUUCAAGUCGAUUUCGUCAACGUUGUCCAGGCAUAAUUGUGAUCAAAUGCAUUUGCCAUUCUCUGCAUCUUUGCGCUAGUGACGCAUGUAAAGAGCUUCCACUAAAUUGUGAAAAAAUGGCGCGAAAUAUUUAUAAUUAUUUUAAAUCCAUUAGUAAAAGGCAGAGUGAGUUGAAAGAGUUCCAGUAUUUUGCUGAGGCGGAUGUGCACAAAAUUCUAAGACCAGCCCAGACUAGAUGGUUGUCUUUAAAUGCAGUAGUGCAAAGGAUUCUGGAACAAUGGGAUGUAUUACGUCUUUAUUUCAAUAGCAAAUGGCUGGAAGAAUCGGAGUGCCACGAUAUUCAUGCAUGCCUGAAUGAUCCCAUAAUCAAGGCUUAUUACUAUUUUUUGGCUUGGAUGUUGCCAAAAUUUACAACAUUAAAUAGCUGUUUUCAGAGCGAAUCUAUUUUAAUUACGAAACUACAUGGGAAAAUGACAGAUUUUUAUAAAGAACUGUUACUAUUGGUUUUACACAGAAAUUAUGUAAAUUCCGCUCCUAUUGAAACUAUAGAUCCAAUGACAGAAAUAAAUCACAAGGACCUAAAAGACAUAUAUCUAGGUUUAGGUGUCCAGAAAGAACUAGAUUCUGUUGAAAAUGAAGAAAGAAAGUUAACUCUCAGAAAGAUGUGUAAAAAUUUUAUUAUUAGAGCUUGUGUGGGCCUUCGUAAACGAUACUGUUUUAAUGACAAAAUUAUGACAGAAAUAGCAAAAUUUGAUCUAGAGAAAGUAAUUUCUGAUGACAGGGAAGAGUCAGUUUCGUCGUUAUUUCCAUUACUGCCCAGAAUUGCCCCAACUUCAAUCCAACAUCAACAAGAACUAGAUGAUGAGUGGCGGAAGUUGCCGUUAUACUACAAAGAUUUGGAUUUAAGUCAACCCCCUGACGUAUUUUGGCACCAGGUCGCAGAACUGCGUGACCAACAUCGAGAAGGGAAUACCUAUUUCCAACACUUGCCAAAAUUUAUGUUGGCCAUUUUGUCUCUGCCACACUCGAAUGCUGAGUGCGAAAGAGUCUUCAGCAGAGUUAACGAUAUAAAAACAAAAAAACGGAAUAAACUCCUAACGAAAUCCAUCAAGGGAAAUCUCUUAUCGCAGCAAGCCAUACAGCGUCACGGAAAAAACUGUGUUGAUUUUAAUCCCACUCACGCUAUGAUCGCAAAACAUAACAAUGAUAUGUAUAAAAAUAUUGAAACAAUUAUACUGUCCGAUUCUGAUUAA
Molecule: messenger RNA, 2007 nt
Organism: Parnassius mnemosyne (clouded apollo)
Lineage: Eukaryota; Metazoa; Arthropoda; Insecta; Lepidoptera; Papilionidae
Source: the annotation of a GenBank genome assembly